AAGGCUAAUUUAACCACUAAUUCGACCAUUGACACCCUUUUAAUCUUCUCCAACAUAGACUAUUCACUUCACUUAUCUAAUAUGGCGCUGUGGUUACUUAUCCUCUUAGGGAUGUCUGUUCUUUUAGUCACAGAAGGAGCUCUGGUUAACGAGUCCAUCUCCUAUAAUAUCAGCCUAGGUUCAAAACUGACCACAGACACAAACUCAUCAUGGCUCUCACCUUCAGGACUCUUUGCAUUUGGUUUUUACCAGGAAGGUGAUGGUUAUUUUGUAGGGAUAUGGCUGACGAGCAAACCGAAAAUCACUGUUGUUUGGACUGCAAAUCGUGACGACCCACCUGUCUCUUCAAACAGUACCAUUGAGCUCACUGAAGAUGGUUGGUUUCUUCUGCACUCUGUUUAUGGUAAGAAAAACAUAGCAGAGCAAGAGGAUGCGGUAACCUCAGCUUCUAUGUUUGAUUCUGGUAAUUUUGUACUCUAUAAUCACUCUGAAGUCAUAUGGAAAAGCUUUGAUUACCCUUGUGAUACAAUAUUAGGAGGCCAAAAACUUACUUCUGAAGCGCAACUCGUCUCUAGUGUAUCUGAUUCCCAACACUCGAGUGGACGUUUUGUACUGUCCAUGCAGUCUGAUGGGAAUCUUGUUGCUUACCCUGAAAACAGUUCUAAGUGGGACUCUGAUUCAUACUGGUCGACUGGAACGUUUGAUUCCCCUUAUCGGUCAUUAGUUCUCAAUCUUGAUGGCUCUCUCUACUUAGAUUCGAUUUUCAAUUCGUCGACAAAGAUGGUCUUUAAUCAAACUAUGAGCUCAUGGUCGAGAAUGAAAGUGACAAUAGUCUUUCGUGCCACUCUCAGUCCACUUGGUAACUUUGUUAUGUAUUCCCACAGAUUCACAAAUCCCUCUAGUAACUUGUCUGGGAGUAUGGAAUGGGAGGCGUUACAGGACCCAUGUAAGGCUAGAGGUAUUUGUGGUGUUAAUAGCUACUGUUUUACCACUGAUGGCAACGCCGAGUGUCAUUGCUUUCCUGGCUUCUUAUUUUUAAAAAAUUCAAGAGAUGGGAAGUUCCUUGGCUGUUACAGAAAUUUCACAGACGAAGAAGCCUGCAGUCAAAGAGGGCUAGAACUUUCCUACGAUAUUACUGCUCUGGAUCAUAUGGAGGUUGGAAUCUAUCCUUACUCUGUGAUGAAUCUUAGCAAGGAAGGUUGUAGUAAAUCUUGUCUUGAUGAUUGCAAUUGCUGGGUAGGCCUUUAUCUAAAUGGCAGUUGCAAAAUGCUCAAGGUUCCAAUCAUUUACGCAGUGUAUAAUAAAAACUACUCAGUGAUGGCACUUGCCAGUUUCCUUUUCUACAGAGUGCAUGCACAUAGUCAUAGAUAUGGAAUUAUAUCAGACAAUGUUGAUUUUGGGUUGAGUAGUGAUCACUUUACUCUGCGAUCAUUCUCAUUCGACGAGCUUCAGAAAGCCACAGAUGGUUUUAAAGAAGUGAUAGGAACAAACUCUUACGGGGAAGUCUACCGAGGGUUUAUUUCUGAGGGCAAGAAGGCAGUAGCUGUCAAGAAACUGCGUAGGGCAUUUGAAGGAGAAGGAGGGUUCCGAGCAGAAAUUACUGCUAUUGCACAAACUCAUCACCGGAACUUGGUCCGUUUACUUGGUUUCUGUAUAAAUGGAGUGACAAAGUUACUUGUGUACGAAUUUAUGAGCAAUGGCUCACUGGCAGAUCUUUUCAACUCCAAAACACCACCCGGCUGGAAAGAACGUGUCAGAGUGGCACUGGAUGUAGCAAGAGGAAUCUUGUAUCUUCACGAAGAGUGUGAAACUCGUAUAAUACACUGCAAUAUAGAGCCUCAUAAUAUUCUUUUUGACGAGUCUUGGACUGCUAAGAUAUCUGAUUUUGGUCUAUCAAAGCUCUUGAGUCCAAAUCAGAGUGGAACCCUCACCGGUGUUAGAGGAACAAGGGGGUAUCUGGCACCUGAAUGGCACAAAAACACCUUAAUAUCCACUAAAGUGGAUAUUUACAGCUUUGGGGUUGUACUGCUGGAGAUAUUGUGUUGCAGAGGUGAUAUGGAAAUUGACAUUUCCUGUGACGACAAAAUGCCUUUUACUACUUUGGCUUACAGUUGCUUUGUAGCCAACGAGUUAACUAGGCUGAUUGGAGAUGAACAGGUAGAUAUCGACAUGUUUGAAAAAAUGUUGAAUGUUGGACUUCUGUGCAUUCAAGGUGAUCCAGAUGCAAGGCCUUCCAUCAAAGGUGUUAUAUUGAUGUUAGAAGGAACAGCUGAUAUACCAACCCCUCAAUCACCAAUCCUUCUUUGAUUUAGCUCAAUUGUUACUUUUUUAAUAUUUUUUUUAUGUGAAUGAUAGCUUGUCUAAAUCAGAAAAACCAUAUCCUAUCCUAUUAUAAAUUUAUAAUGUAUAUAUUGAAUUGAAUAGAUAUCAGUGAAUUUAUAGUUAUGAAUCAGAGAAACCAAAUUCUUGUCCCAA
This is a messenger RNA of Erigeron canadensis, 2475 nucleotides long. RefSeq names its product G-type lectin S-receptor-like serine/threonine-protein kinase LECRK1. The coding region runs from base 82 to 2307 and encodes 741 amino acids. Gene Ontology annotation, biological process: protein phosphorylation. NCBI's taxonomy places the organism in Eukaryota, Viridiplantae, Streptophyta, Magnoliopsida, Asterales, Asteraceae. Gene Ontology annotation, molecular function: protein serine/threonine kinase activity; ATP binding. The record is from RefSeq and is a predicted model, not a curated record. The transcript is spliced from 2 exons.